AGGCUGAUAACUCAAUAUUUUACCUGCUCAUGCGCAGUUUAUAUUUGACGAGUGGAGAAGACGGACGUUUCACCAAAGGUAGCUGUAAACAGGAUGUCAAAUGUUGCAGCCAGUCCAGCGACAUACCAGAGCAUGGGAACGUAUGGAAGAAGCAACAUGGAAAACAUACUGAGAGCAAAUACUAUCAUCAUCCCGAGAAGCAGUAACGCCGGACAUCUAGAAGAUGAAUUCGUCCAAAAUGUGAUACAAUACAGAGCGAUGGGAUUGAAGUUUAAAGAGGAUUUCCCCGCCAUCGUCAUAUAUCAAGCUUCAUCACGUAUUAAAGAUGAAGAGGAACUCAUUGUUGACAAAUUACGGGGUUUGCCUUCAGCAAUUCUUAUCAUUGCAUCAGUCGGAAAAGAUUCUGAAGUAAGCAUCGACCUUCCAAGCGACUUGAAUUCUACCGUCAAACAAACAUUGCGUCUGUUUAUCAAAAAUGGACACAUUCUCCCCAAUGAUAUGGACAACGAACACACGUUUCACUGUGUGCUGAUGCAUUGCUGUCAACCGGAGUCUGUCUGGUGGACGUAUUUGACAGACCAUUGGAAGAAAAUCGCCAUUGCUGGCGGUGUCAUGUGUUUGCUUAUUAUAAUAGUGGCACUUAUGAUACGCUUUGCUUAAAAGAAAUAUUGCUUUGGGAACGAUCAGCUGAUGUUCUGAGGUGAGGGGGACUGGUAUUUCUUUAGAUAAAUUUAUUCUAGCUCGAAUCGCCUUCAUUAUGUGCACUGGACAUGUCGUAAAAUGUCCUGUAAAAUGUCCUGUCUCCUCCUCGAAUGGCGGAUUCCUUAACUGACACAGCCCCUGUAAUGCGACUGUGAACUUAUUGUCUUGACGGAGCAAAUGUCAAUCAAAUUUAUGUAGAUGUAAAUUCGUUUUAAAAUCGCCUAUCAAGGAUAACCCUGGAAACUACAUAUGACUGUAGUCAUAUUUGAAUAACAAAAUAUACAAUAACAAAACAACAUCUAUCAUCCUGGACAAUUUUCACGCAGAAGCGUUACGAAGAGUAUGUGGUGCAGUUCCUGGAAAAUGUUAUGAUAGAAUUUACUGUGAACUGAAUCAACUUCCUUAAGUGAAGGAAGAAAUCGCUGUACACAGCCUUCUCAAAAAUGUUUAACCAUGAUAAAGGGACAAAAUAUAAUCGAACAAUGAUCUUCAGCAUGACGAGCGAAGGCUUUAACCCUUUAUCUUGAUGGGGCAGUAUUAAUAGAUGCACGUUGUUACUAACCCAUUUUGUCUUCUGAAAAUAAAUAGAUAAAAUGAA
Molecule: messenger RNA, 1300 nt
Organism: Haliotis rufescens (red abalone)
Lineage: Eukaryota; Metazoa; Mollusca; Gastropoda; Lepetellida; Haliotidae
Exons: 4
Coding region: 94-660 (188 amino acids)
Source: RefSeq, a predicted model, not a curated record